Molecule: messenger RNA, 2531 nt
Organism: Raphanus sativus (radish)
Lineage: Eukaryota; Viridiplantae; Streptophyta; Magnoliopsida; Brassicales; Brassicaceae
Product: beta-galactosidase 6
Exons: 16
Coding region: 306-2441 (711 amino acids)
Biological process (GO): carbohydrate metabolic process
Cellular component (GO): vacuole; cell wall
Molecular function (GO): beta-galactosidase activity
Source: RefSeq, a predicted model, not a curated record
GAGAUGCUCUAAAACUUUUUUUUUUUGGUAUGAAGAGAUGCUCUAAAACUUUUCCAAUUAUUUCAACUCAGUCUAUUUAUAUACAUAUAUACAGCUCUCAAAUCUCAAAUCUCAUCAUCUUCAUUAAACGCUUGCAUAUUAUACUCACACUUGUAUUCCAAUCAUAAACUGUUCUUGGAUUUAUAUAAUGCGCCAAAACGUGUACCCACAUGCUUGAUGUGUAUAUAUACUCACACACACACAUGUUCGGACAGUAAUCAGUAAUACAAACAUCAGAGGAAGAAGAAGAGAAAAGGAGAAAGAAGAUGGUGUCGGGUCGGGGCGGGGCGUGUUGGAUUAUUCUGGCUAUGUUUCUUGUUCUCUCCGCAGCUGGCGCCGGCGGUGCUACGGCAGAGAAGGGAGUAACGUACGAUGGACGUUCUUUGAUUAUCGAUGGACAGAGGAAACUUCUCUUCUCCGGUUCAAUUCAUUAUCCUCGCAGCACACCCGAGAUGUGGCCGUCUCUGAUAAAGAAGGCAAAGGAAGGGGGUCUCGAUGUGAUCCAAACGUACGUUUUCUGGAACCUCCAUGAGCCUAAGCUCGGACAGUAUGAUUUUAGCGGAAGAAAUGAUUUGGUGAGGUUUAUUAAAGAGAUAAGAUCGCAAGGUCUCUACGUCUGUCUACGUAUUGGACCCUUCGUCGAAGCUGAAUGGAAUUACGGGGGAUUACCAUUUUGGUUACGGGAUAUACCCGGAAUGGUAUACCGAACCGACAACGAACCAUUCAAGUUCCAAAUGAGAAAAUUCACCAGUAAGAUUGUAAAUUUGAUGAAAUCGGAGGGCUUAUUUGCGUCUCAAGGUGGUCCUAUCAUUCUUUCUCAGAUCGAGAACGAGUACGCAAAUGUACAGAGGGCAUUUCGUGAGAAAGGAGCAUCAUACGUCAAGUGGGCAGGUAAAAUGGCGGUAGGGCUUCAGACCGGAGUGCCAUGGAUCAUGUGCAAGCAGCCCGAUGCUCCUGAUCCAGUGAUCAAUACAUGCAACGGUAUGCAAUGCGGUGAGACAUUUCCAGGACCAAACUCACCUAAUAAGCCGAAAAUGUGGACCGAGGACUGGACAUCUUUCUUUCAGGUUUACGGAGCACCACCUUAUAUUAGAUCUGCUGAGGAUAUUGCUUUCCACGCAGCUCUUUUCGUUGCGAAAAAGGGAAGCUACAUCAACUACUACAUGUUCCAUGGUGGGACAAACUUUGGAAGGACUUCAUCUUCAUAUUUCAUUACAGGAUACUAUGAUCAAGCUCCUCUCGACGAAUACGGUCUUUUAAGACAGCCAAAGUACGGUCACUUGAAGGAGCUUCAUGCUGCUAUAAAAUCCACCUCUAAUCCUCUGCUUCAUGGGAAGCAAACGAUUCUCUCCUUAGGACCAAUGCAACAAGCUUAUGUAUUUGAAGAUGCGAGAAGUGGAUGCGUUGCGUUUCUGGUGAACAACGACGCGAGACAAGUCACUCAAAUACAGUUCAGAAACAACGCAUAUAGCUUGCGUCCCAAGUCAAUUGCCAUUCUUCAGAAUUGCAAAACCCUAAUCUAUGAAACAGCAAAGGUGAAUGUGCCCAAGAACAUGAGAGUUACAACGCCGGUUCAAGUGUUCAACGUUCCGGACAAAUGGGAAGUGUUUAGAGAAACGAUACCAACAUUCUCAGGCACAUCUUUGAAAGUAAAUGCUUUGUUGGAACAUACUAAACUGACUAAGGACAAAACUGAUUACCUUUGGUACACAUUAAGGUUUAAGCCGAAUUCACCCUGCACUAAGCCGUCUCUCUUCAUUGAGUCAUCAGGACAUGUUGUUCAUGUGUUCGUCAACAAUGCACUAGCAGGGUCUGGACAUGGAAGCAGAGACAUAAGGGCGGUUAAAAUCCAAGUUCCAGUUAGAUUAAUCAAUGGACAAAACAACAUUUCAAUCCUCAGCGGCAUGGUUGGUCUACCGGACUCUGGCGCGUACAUGGAGAGGAAGUCUUAUGGACUAACCAAAGCUCAAAUCAGCUGUGACGGGACUAAGACAAUCGAUCUGAGUAGAUCUCAGUGGGGUUACUCGGUGGGUUUGCUUGGGGAAAAAGUUAGGUUACAUCAGUGGAGCAAUCUAAAUAGAGUGAAGUGGAGUACCAACAACGCUGGACUCAUAAAGAAUCACCCUCUCGCUUGGUACAAGACGAUGUUUGAUGAGCCGAGUGGAAAUGGGCCGGUGGGGCUUAACAUGGAGAGUAUGGGUAAAGGAGAAAUGUGGGUGAAUGGGGAAAGCAUUGGUCGUUAUUGGGUUUCCUUUCUCACUCCUUCUGGCCAUCCUUCUCAAUCUAUAUAUCAUAUUCCAAGGGCGUUCCUGAAACCAUCUGGAAACCUGUUGGUGGUAUUGGAAGAGGAAGGUGGUGAUCCUCUUGGGAUAUCUUUGAAUACAAUAUCAGUUGUUGGUUAAACUGUCCUGAAUAUUUUUGUAUACAUUUGUUUUGUUGGUAAUUGGGGGGUUUAUUCUGGACCAAAGCGAUCUAUAAAAUUCAUUGAGUGA